Molecule: messenger RNA, 1626 nt
Organism: Heterobilharzia americana
Lineage: Eukaryota; Metazoa; Platyhelminthes; Trematoda; Strigeidida; Schistosomatidae
Source: the annotation of a GenBank genome assembly
AUGGAAAGGAAAAAUAAGGAGCAUUGUGAAGGAUGGAGCAUCAAGAUGGUUUCUGGCGUUGAGUAUCGCUGUAAAGUGAAAGCUUUUGCUGCUCCUGAACUACCAUCUUUAGAAACGGUCUCAUUCGCUGAUAUCGAGUAUGACUUCCUGUGCGAAAGGCAGGUAAUCGCUGAUCAUGAGGAGUAUUUAAAAACAAAGAAACAUUUGAACCAGACAUCUCCUACACCUGCAUGUGAUAUUCCCGCAUCUCAGUUGAACUUAUCAUCAUCAGAAAUCGAUAACCGAACUGUUGAUAUCCCUUCUCAUGUUACUAUUUCCAAUUCUGAGAUGUUUUCCCCACCUCAUUUGUGUCCACCUUCAGUUUCUUGGCCACCUCCACCUGCUGCUAGUCAUUUUGUAUCUGGACAAAUUUUGGUACCCAGUAUAUUAGAUGGUGUCAGUUCUAGCCAACCUUCACAUGUAUCAGAGAAGAUAGCAGUUCAGAGUAACGGAUCUAGUUCAGAAGUGAAUCAUAUAACUCCUGAUUCUGUUAAUUCUUCAGCAUGUACAUACUUGAAAGAUUUUGAUAAUGGACCUGAUGAUCCAUUUGCAAUGACUGAGCUCAAAACAAUUAAUGAACUAGAAGAGUUGAAAAAAAUUUUAACGUAUGACUCAUUUUCUGGUUCUUCUCUUCCAAAUACUGAUCAGUUAGCAAAUAAAGAGACAUUGUCUAAAAAUACUAAAGUAUCAUAUGUUGUCAAUAAUACCGAAGCUCAAUCAACUACAAAUUCAAAUAAUCUGAGUUAUUCAUCGUCUUUCAGUUCAAAUGAAACACAUACAACUUCUAAAGCUCCAGAAGCAUUGUAUUCGCAUCAUCAAAAUUAUUCCAUGUCUUACCUCAAAAGUAUUCAUUCAAAUAUUGAUCAUAACCCACGAAAAUAUCCACAGAAUUGUUUGGAAUCUGGAAAACUUACCAAUGAUAAUAUAAAAUCAUCUACAAUGAAGUUGGAUUCUUAUCCACAUGAAGUGAAGUCGAACACAUUGGUUCAACGACCUCAUUCUUGUGCUGCUAGUGGUGGUGUUGUAGAACCAAGAAGUUUUGCCAGUGCUACAAAACAUCAGAGCACAGUUUCUGUUAACAGUGCUGAAACAAAUCAUAAUGUAAAACUUGAAGAAGAUUUAUUAUCAUGGGCAACCAGUUGUGGUUUUUCUCAUUCUCAUGCUCGACGUCUUUUAGAAUUGGGUAUGAAGAAACGAGUAUUUAAUUCUCAAAAUCUUGAACAGAACAAAUUGAUUUUAUUAAAUCUUCUUCAUACAUUCAACUCAUUGUUGACAAAUUUCUCUACUGAUCGAAAUUCCAGUCGACUAUUGGAGCAAUCAGCUCUUGUAAUUGCUUUAACGUUUCCUAAUGACUUGUCUAAGGCACAACAAUUAGCUCGACUUGUAAUCUAUCUAGAAGAUAAUGGAUUUUCACAAGAUAUCAUCUCUUUUUAUAUCCAAAAUCCACAAUCUAUAGAAAAUGAAGAAUUGGCUAGACUUCUGAAUAAUUUAAUGAUUCAUAGUAAUAUGGAUUAUGAAGUGAAUCCUGUCAAUUCCUUCUUUUCUUCAACCCAUCAUCAUAGUAUGAUGUCAACUGAUGAUAAGUGA